UCGCCGGGCCUUAUCCCCUUUGUGCCAUCCGGGUCUCUCGCACGAGCGAUUUGGUCUGGAACGAAGGUUCGGGCCGCUGGUACGGUUGAAAGCGUUGAGUGGAGGCGCCGCUUUAGCGGCCAGUACUCUGGAAUAUGGCGGCUAGUGAUACAGAACGAGAUGGACUAGCCCCAGAAAAGACAUCCCCAGAUAGAGAUAAGAAAAAAGAACAGUCAGAUGUCUCUGUUUCUCCUAAAACCUCAAAGCAUCAUUAUUCAAGAUCACGAUCAAGGUCAAGAGAGAGAAAACGAAAAUCAGAUAAUGAAGGAAGAAAGCACAGGAGUCGGAGCAGAAGCAAAGAGGGAAGAAGACAUGAAUCCAAAGAUAAAUCCUCUAAGAAACACAAGUCUGAGGAACAUAAUGACAAAGAACAUUCUUCUGAUAAAGGAAGAGAACGACUAAAUUCUUCUGAAAAUGGGGAGGACAGACACAAACGCAAAGAAAGAAAGUCAUCACGAGGCAGAAGUCAUUCAAGGUCUAGGUCCCGGGAAAGGCGGCAUCGCAGUAGAAGCAGGGAGCGGAAGAAGUCUCGAUCUAGGAGUAGAGAUCGGAAGAAAUCACGGUCCAGAAGCAGAGAUAGGAAAAAGUCACGAUCCAGAAGCAGAGACAGAAAACGGCGGAUUAGAUCUCGUUCCCGCUCAAGAUCAAGACACAGGCAUAGGACUAGAAGCAGGAGUAGAACAAGAAGUAGGAGUCGAGAUAGAAAAAAGAGAAUUGAAAAACCAAGAAGAUUUAGCAGAAGUUUGAGCCGGACUCCUAGUCCACCUCCUUUCAGAGGAAGAAAUACAGCGAUGGAUGCACAAGAAGCUUUAGCACGGAGGUUGGAAAGGGCAAAGAAAUUACAAGAGCAACGGGAAAAGGAAAUGGUUGAAAAACAGAAACAACAAGAAAUGGCUGCAGCUGCUGCAGCCACUGGAGGUUCUGUUCUCAAUGUUGCUGCCCUGUUGGCAUCAGGAACACAAGUGACUCCUCAGAUAGCUAUGGCAGCUCAAAUGGCAGCCCUUCAAGCCAAAGCAUUGGCAGAGACCGGAAUAGCUGUGCCAAGCUACUAUAAUCCAGCAGCUGUGAAUCCAAUGAAGUUUGCUGAACAAGAGAAAAAAAGGAAAAUGCUUUGGCAAGGCAAGAAAGAAGGGGACAAAUCCCAGUCUGCUGAAAUAUGGGAAAAAUUGAAUUUUGGAAACAAGGACCAAAAUGUCAAAUUUAGGAAGUUAAUGGGUAUUAAGAGUGAAGAUGAAGCUGGAUGUAGUUCAGUUGAUGAAGAAAGUUACAAGACAUUGAAGCAACAAGAAGAAGUAUUUAGAAAUCUAGAUGCUCAGUAUGAAAUGGCAAGAUCACAAACCCACACACAAAGAGGAAUGGGUUUGGGCUUCACAUCUUCAAUGCGAGGAAUGGAUGCAGUGUGAAAAAGAUCACACUUUUUAAAGCUUGGGACUUUGUAGACUUCUUGCUCAGAUGUCAGGUCCUUGUUCACCAAACAGCUAGCAUUCUAGCUUGCAUGGGUGUUGCAUUGACUUUAAUUUAUUGAAAAAUACAAUUUUUUGUAAAUAUCAGAUCAGUGAUAACUGGUGUUAGUGUCGUAAUCAGGUUAAAUCCACUUCCAUUAAACUUGACAGGACUAUAGAAGGACAAUAUUUUUAGUUAAUGAAUUCUACUUUUCAAAUAUAUUAAAGCUGCAGGUGGGAUAAAAUCUCAUACAUAAAUCUUUUCGUGUCUGCUGUCUUGUGUACUUUUGUACUUAACCUUGUACAGUUAUUUUCAUCUCUUGAAACAUGAAAGAAAUGUUAUGUAGAUGUUCUUUAGAAGAUCUGGCCAUUUGGUACAUAAUCCAGCACAAAUGAGCUGGGUGGUGAUGAUAAUAAAAAUGGUUUUCUCAAAACUUGUUAAUUUAAGUUAUCUAGAAUUCUUGUUUAAAUUGGUUUUAUAAUUUUUGUAGCAUUUUGUAAUUGCUAUUUGAAAGCACCAGUUAGAGAAAUGUUCCCCUCAAGAUUAGUUAUUUCUGUAGGUAAAACCAUGAUGAGCAGAAAUAUUUUAUAUUCCCUUUCAGGAAGAUGAGAGCAAACAUUAAAGAAUACUGGUUUCCUAAUAUCAUAAAGGAUGGAAUUGGUAUAUAGUAUUUGUUAAAAUAUUCCAUGAUUUAGGAAAUAGAUUUAAUGAAUUAAAGGGAUGUAAGCACUUUUAUUUUAAUAAAGUGCCUUAUAACAAGU
Octodon degus (degu) is the source of this 2243-nucleotide messenger RNA. RefSeq names its product arginine and serine rich coiled-coil 2 (gene Rsrc2). The transcript has 10 exons. The record is from RefSeq and is a predicted model, not a curated record. Bases 135 to 1442 code for a protein of 435 amino acids. Lineage: Eukaryota; Metazoa; Chordata; Mammalia; Rodentia; Octodontidae.